AUGAAGACGGUUUUGAUUCUUGGUGGUUCUUUCGGGGGCGUGGGUACGGCACACAAGCUUCUCAAACAGGCACCCAAAACAGGAGCGGUCAAGGUCAUUCUUGUAUCCAAAUCAACGCAUCUUUACUUCAAUCUUGCUACUCCUCGAGCCAUCAUCCCCGGGCAAUUCGCCGACGAAAAAUUCUUCCAGGAGCUUGCGCCAGGCUUCAAACAAUACGGCAACAAAUUUGAAUUGAUAAUUGGUACUGCGGAGAAAUUGGAUGUUGCAGCUAAGACCGUCGUUGUCUCGGGAGCUGAUGGAGAGAAAGUCAUCAGCUAUGAUGAUCUAAUCCUUGCCACUGGCUCAAGUACGAGAGGAGACGUACCAUGGAAGGCACGCGGAUCUUACGAAGCAACACGCGAUGCGCUACAUGACUUCCAAGCCAAGGUCAAGAAAGCUACGUCGAUUGUCGUUGGUGGUGCAGGUCCGACAGGAGUAGAGACGGCUGGAGAGCUGGGAUUUGAAUAUGGGAAAGUUAAGAAGAUCACACUGAUCGCGAGUGGUGCUCAAGUUCUCGAGGGUACACCACCAAACGUCUCCAAAACGGCGACAAAGCAACUCAAAGCCGUGAAUGUUACCAUUACACCCUCAACAAAAAUCCUAGGCUCCGCCACGACCCCUGAUGGCCGUACUGAACUUACCCUCUCGGACGGACAAAAGAUCACUACCGAUCUCUAUUUGCCAACUGCCGGCCUGAUCCCUAAUUCAUCUUAUGUGCCUCAGGAAUUCCUUAACCAGAACGGCUACGUCGUUGUCGACGAGUUUUUACAGGUCAAAGGCACGAAGAACGUAUGGGCUGUGGGGGAUAUCUCUGCCGUGCAAAGGGCACAAGCGAUGCUCACUGGGAAGCAAGCAGAGCACGUGGCCAAGAACAUUGGUCUGUCUCACCAAGGAAAGCCUCUGCUUCCCUACAAGAAGGACGAAAAGCUCAUUCUUAUGGUUCCUGUUGGCAGGAAAGCUGGAACUGGACACAUGGGCAAUAUGAAGUUUCCAAGUUUCUUGGUCAGUAUGACCAAAGGAAAGACUUACUUCACGCAAACUCUGGGCCCUCUGGUUGAUGGAUCUGCCUAG
Cadophora gregata is the source of this 1110-nucleotide messenger RNA. RefSeq lists its product as uncharacterized. The transcript is spliced from 3 exons. Lineage: Eukaryota; Fungi; Ascomycota; Leotiomycetes; Helotiales; Ploettnerulaceae. Gene Ontology annotation, molecular function: flavin adenine dinucleotide binding; electron-transferring-flavoprotein dehydrogenase activity. The record is from RefSeq and is a predicted model, not a curated record. Gene Ontology annotation, cellular component: cytoplasm. Bases 1 to 1110 code for a protein of 369 amino acids.